AUGAAGCUCGGUACAGUCGUCCACUCGCAUGGAUACAAUGGGCUCCAAAUUCUGUGGCGGAUCACGACCGACGAAAUCGAGGUGAUAUUCCUGAAGAGCCACUUCCUCCUUGCGGGCAUUUAUCAUGUUCGCUAUGUCUCCGCUCGUGAACCCAUGGCAUCCCCGUACUGCGAGUUCGCUCAUCGAUGGGCACAACCACAACCAUCGGUCACGGUCGUCCGCUACAGAUAA
Sparassis crispa is the source of this 231-nucleotide messenger RNA. RefSeq lists its product as hypothetical. The transcript has a single exon. Lineage: Eukaryota; Fungi; Basidiomycota; Agaricomycetes; Polyporales; Sparassidaceae. The record is from RefSeq and is a predicted model, not a curated record. The coding region runs from base 1 to 231 and encodes 76 amino acids.